This is a messenger RNA of Rhagoletis pomonella (apple maggot), 1835 nucleotides long. RefSeq lists its product as uncharacterized. Lineage: Eukaryota; Metazoa; Arthropoda; Insecta; Diptera; Tephritidae. Gene Ontology annotation, cellular component: Golgi apparatus. Gene Ontology annotation, biological process: manganese ion transmembrane transport; Golgi calcium ion homeostasis; calcium ion transmembrane transport. The record is from RefSeq and is a predicted model, not a curated record. Gene Ontology annotation, molecular function: manganese ion transmembrane transporter activity; calcium ion transmembrane transporter activity.
GUUUAAUUUAGGUUUUCGUGUAAAAUCAUAAAAAAAAUCGAUUAAAAAGCCUAUUUCAUUUAAUUUAAUCACCUGUGUGCUAAAAGAGUUAAAAAAAUCUUGUUUCAACUGAAAAAGCGAUAUAAUUUGCGUUGCUUGUCGCAAUUGGACUCACAAUUUGAAGCAGCGCUUUUUCGGAAUAAAUUAGCAAAUUUAUUUUUGAACUGUGAUAUAAUAACACGUGUAAAGCAGAAAUUGUAAUAUUCUCACACAUACAAUUAUCGACACCCUCUUCUUAAAGAAAUUUAAAAUACCAACAAACACGCCAAAAGAUGUCACAAAAUCAGUCAUACUUUUGGCAAACCACCAAACAUAAUGUUUAUCUCAAACGUUCGGCCAGAUUGCAAAUGCUCAUAGCAUUAAUGGCCGUAUUGACAUUCUCUACCAUAUGUCAGGCGGAGGUAGCACGCAGAGAAAUAGAUGAAAGUGUUGCAACACUAGGUGUACCAAGCGCCUUCCCCGAUGACACACAAUUUAUGAAAGAUGCCGUAAAUGGAAAUGCAGACAAUGAAUUGAAUGAAAGUGAUGCCACCAAGGAAACUAAAACUAAUUCCGGUUUUAUCGAUGCGUUCUCCGCAUCGAUAUCAGUAAUAUUAUUUACUGAAUUAGGUGAUAAGACUUUCUUCAUUGCUGCCAUAAUGGCGAUGCGCCAUCCGCGCCUAAUCGUCUUUGCUGGCGCCAUAUCAGCGCUGGCGCUGAUGACCGUACUCUCGGUGGUGUUCGGCAUGGCAGCUACCAUUAUUCCUAAGAUUUAUACAUACUACAUUUCAACGGCGUUGUUUGCCAUAUUCGGCUUGAAAAUGAUCUAUGAAGGUUAUUUCAUGAAGGACAGCGAUGCGCAGGAGGAAUUUGAGGAGGUGCAAUCGACUUUGCGUAAACGUGAAGAUGAGUUGAUGCGUAAGAAGCACGGCAAAUACGAUGAUGCCGAUGCCAAGCGCAAAAACAGCAACUCAGACAAAGAAGAUGAGGGUCUAGAGCGUGGCGCUGGCGUCACCACCACCAUCAGCAGCGGCUGCACCCCCACCACCGCUACCACCAUCGCUGUCGUCACACAAAACACAAAUCCCGAAAUGUCGCAUCGACAACGCAAACACAAUAAUAAUAAUCAUUUAAAAAAUACUAAUAAUAAAAAUGGCUGUGAUGUUAACAAGGACGGCGCUGAUUCGGACAAUAGCAGUUGCCAUGAAAACGAUAUCUUCCUAAAUGGUGUGAAUGGUGGUGUUGGUGUUGGUGUUGGUGUUGGUGUUGGUGAUGUUGCCAUUAUUGGUGGUGAUAGCUUGAAAAGAUCCAACUUCCACAGCAGUCCUGCACUGUCGGCGUCCGUGCUUUCGAAUCAAACCGAACAAACGAAUUGUGAUGAAUUUACUAAUAGUCCAAAUAAGCUUAAUUUUAAUUCCCAAAAUGAUAGCGGCAACGACGAUAAUGCUAUUAAUGGCAUUGACGCUGACAUUGAAGAUGAUGAUGAUGAUGAUAUUGCGACCGUCGAUAGUGGUCAUGGUGGCACACCGAUACAUGGCAAACGUGGAAAACAACAACUCACAAAAUCAGGUAGUGUUGAUAGAUCAACAGCAAUGGUGCAUUCAGCAUCCGCUGCGGCUGUCGUUAUGUUGCACAACAACAACAAUAAGCAUGGAAUCAUUACAGGCACCAGUAAUAGUAUAACUAGUUUGAAUAGUCUCAACUUAAACUCAAACGGCAGCUUUGGCAGCGGCGGCGUAGUGACUGUUGUAGGCGGUGGCGUCGUCGGUGGACAGCCGAAUGGCGAGUUGAAGCAACUCGGUGGCAGCAAGAAGCGG